This is a messenger RNA of Nelumbo nucifera (sacred lotus), 1858 nucleotides long. RefSeq names its product Nse4, component of Smc5/6 DNA repair complex. NCBI's taxonomy places the organism in Eukaryota, Viridiplantae, Streptophyta, Magnoliopsida, Proteales, Nelumbonaceae. The record is from RefSeq and is a predicted model, not a curated record. Gene Ontology annotation, cellular component: Smc5-Smc6 complex; nucleus. Gene Ontology annotation, biological process: DNA repair.
UUGAUUUUAGAGAGAGAGAGAAGAACGCAGAAACUUAAAAAAAGAGAGGGCUCCAAAAAAGAAAAUGUCCCAAAAGUUUCACCGAAGCGGGAAGCCCUAUAUCUUCAAAACUUCGUAGUUCAAACUUAUAACCAGAACCUUCAUUUUCGAUUUAUUCGACUUGCAGCAGAAAUCUUUCUCUCUCCCCCUCUCUCUCUUUCCUUAGGGUUAGGGUUUUCAACUGGGGAUUUCUCUCUACUAAGGGGUUUCAGACUUUCAGUUUCGGUCAUUGGGGGGAUUCCAUUGAGGGGUUCGAAUCUCCGAGUUGCUCAACUUCAUUACCCUUUCUUUUAUUAGGUUUUUUGCUUAGAAGCUGAAGUUAUGCCGAGAAUUGUGAAGAGGGAACUCGGAAGCAGUAGUAGAGCCGACAUGGGAGGCCCCAGGAUAGUCAAGCGCGAGCAGGGGAGCAGGGGCCGAGGGGAGAACGGAGAAGCUGAGACGAGCGAUUCGGCUUCGCAGGGCGUCGUGGAACGUAGGGUUCUUAGGUCCCACUACCUGGCCAUGAAGAACCUAAUCAAUGAGGAAAGGGAUGAUAUCUCUAGAGUGGAUUCCGAUAAAUUCAGGAYGAUUAUCAAUCAAGUUGAAAACUUGCAUCAACUAGUUCAGAAACCAAGGGAACAAGUGGCGGAUGCAGAAGCUUUGCUUGAUAUUGCUAGCACACUGGUAACCUCUGUUAAGUCACAUGGCAAUGAAGGUACGACCGCUGCAGAUUUCGUAACUUCUCUGCUUAAUUUUGGCCAACACGGUGGGUUGAGUGCAAACACGGAGGAUGCCCGGAAUUCGGUGGCUUGGGGGGAAGUUGGAAUUGCAGUCUCAGACGUUUUCAGGAGGGUUAAUGGAUGCUGCACCAUGCUUGGGCCUAUGGAUACUGAGGUGAAGCAGCGGAGGGUUGCGGCUCAGCGAAAACGUGUUAGGCCAACUGAAAGUGCUCGCCCAGAAGAGCUUCAUGAUGCAGGAGCAGAAGAGAGAACAGAUACUGAUAUAAACAUGGCAACCAUGUUUGAUAUCUUGAGGAAGAAGAAGAAAGUUGGGCUUGAAAAUCUGGUCUUGAAUAGAAAAUCUUUUGCACAGACAGUGGAGAAUAUUUUUGCUCUGUCAUUUCUUGUUAAAGAUGGGCGAGCAUCAAUUACUGUGGAUGAGAGUGGUCGUCAUCUAGUUUCUCCAAAGAAUGCUCCCAAUGCCAAUGCAGUAGCAUCAGGGGAAGUUUCCUAUAGCCAUUUUGUAUUCAGGUUUGACUUCAGGGAUUGGAAGUUGAUGAUAACUUCUGUGGGGAUUGGUGAAGAACUUAUGCCUCAUAGAAAUCGAACAAACACACCAAGUGAGUCUCAUUUGGAUCAAGCUGUUGGAGACACUCAUGCAGCAACAGCACCUACAACACCAAUCAGAAAAUUGUCUCGGAACCGUGGCUUAGUCAUUCAGGAACAGUCAGUUGUAGAGGAGUCGCCUGAAAGCAAUGAUGCUGAACCAGCUGCCAUUCGAAAGGGUAAGCGUAAGCUUGGUUGAGACUUGAGAGAAUGGGUGAGGAAUACGAUCAGGGUUCUAUUAAGUUUGUAUAGUAAUGAGCUGCAAAACGCGUCUAAUUGUAGUUCUACUUGUGUAUAUAGAUUAAAAGAUUGAUAACUACACCCUAAACCCUUCUACCGAUAGGUUGACUUUGUAAAUGGCAUCUCCGCCGAGGCUCGUCAUCUUUUAUCCUUUUGUUUAGCUCAUGUCGAAUUCCAUGUAAUGGGAGAUGCUGGAAUGGUCUCAUAUCUUCUUUAAUGAUUUUUGUAUUUGUUUCCCUUUGCUAGUCAACUUGAUCUUGUUGGUAUGCAAUGUA